AGGGAGGGAAACGCUCCAAAAAAUGGAGGAAAAAGGGGGGAAAAGAGAGAGUUGUGAGGUGUUUGAUAAAGCCCUAAACACUCCUUAAGUUAACUGUAACCUUCGAGACUUCGAGUGUGUGUAUAUCUUUUGAGCGGGUCAGUGCCAAAGGAAAAGGGCGAGUUGGUGUUUGGAGGCAAUAGGGUUAGUAAGAAGAUGGCGAAGGAGGUGAACGAAGAGAAGCAAGGGAUAGAAGUCAAGAUUGAGGAAGCUUUGCGCUCUCGUAUUCAACAUUUCAAAGAAAAUGCCGACUCCUUCACUUUGGAGAGGGUGCGUAGACUGAUAGAGGAAGACUUGGAGCUUGAAAAGUAUGCUCUUGAUGUGCAUAAACGAUCCAUUAAGCUGAUCUUGGAGAAGCUAAUGGAGAAUGCUGCUGCUGAUGGUGACCCUAAGGAUUCUCAGGAAAAUUUGGAAAAAGACGCUUCUUUGACUAAACAAGAAAAAGAAGUGCUCGAGUCCCCCAAAAAGCAAGUGAUAAAAAAAGAUAUCAAAGAGCCAGCACUUGAUGAAGCAGAAAUGGAUGAUUCUCCUAUAAUGGGUGUUAUGAGCUCGAAAUCUGAGUCAGUGGAUGCUCCAAGUGUAAAGGCAAGUGAGAGCUCAAUAAAGAAGGCCAUCUGGGAGAGAGCUGCUCACUUCAGAGAUAAUUCCGAGUCAAUAACUCUGGCUGGUGUUCGUAGACUUCUGGAAGAAGAUCUUGGUCUUGAGAAAAAUACUCUUGAUGCCUUUAAGAAGUUUAUUCAGAUUCAAAUAGAUGAGGUGUUAACACCUUCUGAAGCUCCUAAAUCUAGCAGUGUUAAGAAAAGCCCUGAAAAAAAAAGUAAAACAGCAAAGAAGAGUGGUGAAAACUCUAAUUCAUUUAGCAGCCAACGUAAACAUAUAGCAGAGAAAGUUAAAUCAAGAAAGAGUUCUGCUGCAAAAGAAACAGUUGAGAAAUCUGAAGGACUGAAGAAACGGAAAAAACCUAAUUCAGAAGAUAAUGUCCCUGCAAAAAAGCAGAAAGAAGUUUCUAAGAAUCUGUCGGAUGAAAAUAGUGAUGGAGACACUGAUAAGAGUGAUUCUGAAGAUGGUCAAUCUGGAUCGUCGGCUGAAAUAAUAUCUGCCAAGAAGAAAGUUGUAAAGGGAACAUCAGCUAAUACCGGAUACGGAAAACGUGUGGAACAUCUGAAAUCAAUCUUCAAAGCUUGUGGGAUGAGUGUUGCUCCUUCUAUUUAUAAGAGAGCCAAGCAGGUAUCUGACGACAAACGUGAAGGCUUCCUGAUAAAGGAGUUAGAAAAGAUACUUUCUGCAGAAGGGCUAUCAACGAACCCCACCGAAAAAGAAAUCAAAGAAGUCAAAAAGAGAAAGCAAACAGCAAAAGAAUUGGAAGGCAUUGACUUAAGCAACAUUGUUUCAAAUACACGAAGGAGAUCAACGACCAGCUUUGUGGCUCCUCCAAGACCCAAGUCACCUCCUAAAAGUGAUAAGAAUGAUGACAAGGAUGGUGAUAGCGAUGCUGAUGAUGCAAGUGAUGAUGACAAAGAUGAUGAUGACAAUGAAGAUGAUGAGAGCAAUCAGAGUGAUGAGGAGUUCAAUGAAGGAGGUGAUAAUCUUCAUGUUUGUGCUGGUAGCAGUGCUUUAAAAGGCUUCUUGGCAUGA
Messenger RNA from Solanum verrucosum, 1674 nucleotides. RefSeq lists its product as uncharacterized. Lineage: Eukaryota; Viridiplantae; Streptophyta; Magnoliopsida; Solanales; Solanaceae. The transcript has 9 exons. The record is from RefSeq and is a predicted model, not a curated record. Gene Ontology annotation, cellular component: nucleus. Bases 196 to 1674 code for a protein of 492 amino acids.